ACGAGCCCAACGCGACGACGUAAAUAGUCCGAAUUUAUACGUUCUCGGUCUGUGCUCGAAGUUUAUUAUUGUUUUGCGGAUUGCGUCUCGCGGUGAGCUUAAACUUCUCGUACUUUACACUCGGGAUCCGGUUAUAUUGUGCCCCGUGCCUAGGUCAAGUUGUGAGGUGACACGUCGUGCUUCGACCAGUGGCUCGUGUCUCGGUUGCGGAUCACCUCGGAACAACACCAACAUACAGGAAGCCAAGAGCCAGUUCAUACCUUAACCUAAUUCUGGAUGACCAUCAAGAAAGAUCUCCAGUCGAAAAUGUUUUCAAACGAGGAACACAUGAGCUAAGGAAAGAAGACGAUUACAUCCCUCGACCUAAUAUUGCGCCGAGAGCAAAAGGUAUAUCCCUCCGGUGAGAGCAUGACCAAAAUGAAGAUAGGCCGGCUGAAAAAGACGUAGAUUCAUCGGGUCUGGUCGCCGGGUGAGGUCAUCGAGGUGAGGUCAGCAGGUCACUGUGAUGGAGAGGUCAUUCGAAAUCAAGCGGCUGGCAUUGGUUCGAUACUACGAAGUGAUCUUAGUUGUCGCGAUCAUCCCUGUCGAAUCCGUGACCUGUAAACCCAAGACCCCGAGAGCGAGGAAGCGAGCAAAAAGGGAUUCAGGGAUGGCGAAUUUGAGUUUCGCUGGUCCGAGUGCGGGCUGGGACCUGUACAACCUGAUGCUGGACGCAGACAACGACAGCGCCCUGAACGUCACCAACGGCACUGCUGAAGAAGGGUCCUACUGCGGCGAGUGGGAGGCGGCCCAGCAUAACCUCUUCCAGUUCUCUAACCUCUGUUUCGUGUCAGCUUUUCUGGCGCCGCGAACCUACAAACCCAGCGUCUUGCUCCUCAGGGCGUUGCUGAGCACGGGUUUCUUCAUCUCGGCAGCAUGGGCAGGGGUGCACGUGUGUCUGUUCGACGCCUUCUUGUGGAACAUGGUCCUCGGGUUCCUGAACGCGGUGCACACGCUCUUGCUCAUCUGGCGCUUCUGCCCGCCGGCCCUGUCGCUCGAGCUGACCGAGCUCUACGUCCGCGUCUUCAAGCCGCUCAAAGUGAGCAAGAAGCACUUCAAGGAGCUUACCAGGGAGGUUACCUUCCACCAAAUUAGUGAGCAGGAGACCUACGCCAUCGAGGAAACCACUCCUGCUGACGAGCAACUCUCCAUCCUCCUCAGGGGCAGGCUGAGAGUAACAUGUGGAGGGACGCAUCUUCAUUUUAUUAACUGUUAUCAAUUUAUCGACUCUCCCGAGUGGGAAGCGAACAAUCAAACUGAUGCUCAAGUUUUUCAGGUGACAAUAACAGCAGAGGAGGAGAGUUCCUACCUCAGUUGGUCUCGUUUAAAAUUAGAUCGAGUCUUGAGGCAUCGGCCGCAGCUCAGAGUAGUCUUUUCGCAUAUUAUAGGGAAAGACAUCACGCAGAAGUUGUACUGUUUGAACGAGCAGGUUGGGCAGCGAUUCGCGAACGACGCCCAAAGUCGGGCUGUGAAGGAGGACCUGUGGCGGAACCUAAACAGGAGUGUUAGUGUGGAUGCUGUCAACACCGGCACACACGGACAUGUCAGGUCCACCGCCUGGCACAAGGCUCAUCAAGCUGAGAAGAGGAAAAGCAGCAUCCUCUCAGAUUACAUGGUGACGGAGUCCCCGGACAUGGGUCAACAACGGAAAUGCUGGAUCCCAGUGGUGGCAUCCCAAUUCCCUGCCACGUCGCCGUUCACCCACCUCCAGGCGCAGGAGUCGGAACCACUCCUCAGUCAGGAGGAAUCCGAGCGGCAGCCGCUGAUCUCGCCGCUCCUCAGGGACGCCGCCCCCACCUCGAGCGCCUUGAAAGGUGUCAGCGCCUUCGGGGGGCAGGUCCCUCUGACGGCCACGGCGCUGGCGCCCCUGGUCACGACCUCGGCCGCCUCGACGCCGCCCGGCUUCCCGGCCGGCACGACGGUGACCCUCAUCCCGGUCAUCGUCCCUGUCCCGGUCCUCGCCACCGACGCCCCCGCUCACCACCCCCGCGCCUCCGGCAAGAAGCAGCGCGAGGUCACCUUCGACGAGACCAAGCUCUGACGCACGCUCCCGGUCCCUGGACCCGGCUCAAUGUGCAUUCCUUAGAAUCGAACGUUUUGUCGAGAGGU
This is a messenger RNA of Bemisia tabaci, 2148 nucleotides long. RefSeq names its product popeye domain-containing protein 1. Gene Ontology annotation, molecular function: cAMP binding. NCBI's taxonomy places the organism in Eukaryota, Metazoa, Arthropoda, Insecta, Hemiptera, Aleyrodidae. Gene Ontology annotation, cellular component: sarcolemma. Gene Ontology annotation, biological process: striated muscle cell differentiation; heart development; skeletal muscle tissue development. The record is from RefSeq and is a predicted model, not a curated record.